Messenger RNA from Vidua macroura (Pin-tailed whydah), 2906 nucleotides. It is a transcript of the gene IFITM10, whose product is annotated as interferon induced transmembrane protein 10. The record is from RefSeq and is a predicted model, not a curated record. Lineage: Eukaryota; Metazoa; Chordata; Aves; Passeriformes; Viduidae. Bases 1500 to 2174 code for a protein of 224 amino acids. The transcript has 4 exons. Gene Ontology annotation, cellular component: plasma membrane.
CAGAAGAUUUUCUCACAGGUCUUACAACACUUGGUUAUGCUACAGCCUACAUGUUUCUAGCAUGAUUACGGGAGAAUUGCUUUGGGGCAGAAAGCAUAUUUCUGUUCUGUUUGUCCCAUGCUUAGUAUAAGGGGAAGCCAGCCUUGAUGCCACAGGAAUGCAGGCAAUUAUUCAUAUUCAUCCCACCUUUUAUUUGAAAGGAAAGUAUCCUAGACCAUAUGGUUGAGGGUGUGCAUGCAUGACUUUUGAAGAUGCCCAGAAAAUUGGAGGAAGGUUAAAAUAAUGUAGACUAUUGAGGGGUUUUAUUCCUUCCAUUUUUUAUGUCAGUUCCUGGGAGUCACAUGAAUGGUUGUUGAACCAGCGAUGCUGCAUAUAUGCCACUGUGGUCCAUGUAAUAAACCUCUCACCACUCACACUUAACAUUGAGGAAGAUGAUGAAUCACUCACCCAAAGACCAAAAAGUGCUCUGCAAACUGUAAGGGUGAUCUGGUACGUGGAGAAGAGGAAAAACAGCCAUUCAACCUCUCUGACCUUUCAGUCCUCUUCAUACCAGGGAAUGUGACUGUCUCUGUUGAUCUCACAUUCCCCUACACCACCCUGCUGCCUCCUCUUGCCUGCUCCAAACCUCCUCUGACCUGUUUCUCUGCUCACUCUCCAUCCCUGCCUGACAUUAAGAAGAGGAGCAGCCUUACCCACACAGCUUUCCCCAGAUAAACAAACAGCAGGUUCAUCAGUAGCUCCAGUCUGCAUCCAUGGGGUUUCAUUGUUCCUCCUGAGCCUGCAGGGAGGAUACUCUGCACAGCUGAGUUUUUCCAAGCCCUCUAGAAAAGCUGAUGACAGCUGGCCAUGGUUCUGCCUCUCCUGCAAACCUCUUAAUCCCACAGGAGCAUCACUCUCACCCUAGCACUGCCUCUGUUUCUUAGCAGCUUCUUGGAGAGAGAUCUGGAUCUCAUCACAGGCAGCCAUAGCACUAAUAAAACCUUCUUUACUUUGGCAGGACCCAACACCACUCCAGCAGAGAUAAAUCCUGAACCAGAGGGCAAUUUGUCCUUUUUAAACCAAUGCAGGCUUCAGAAGAAUUAAAUUGGUCUCAUGGAAACUGGACCUCCUCCAGUCUCAGAGACCUGUGGAUGUGCAAGAAGUUCCCCCACAUCAGACCAGCCCACAGGGAUGAACACAGGGUCCAUAGCAGUGAACCCGCAAACAAGGCUGCAGCCAGUCCCCUCCACAAAUGUCUCUGUGGGUGACGCUGUGGAGAACAGGGCCGAGCAUCACCUUAUGCUGCUCGGGGAAGCCGCUCGGCCGGGGCCCAGGAGAUGCCCUUCUCCAGCGGGGCGCUACCAGGAUGCUCCAAGCAGGAGGUGACGUCCCAGUGGGGGGGACACGAGAAGGGCUGAGACACAGAGGAGCUCUCCUGCGUGAAGCAUGUUCGGGGGAAGAAAGGGGGCUGCAGGUUGACCUUCCCAUCCCCUAACUCCCUCCCUGCCCAUCCCUAGUCCAUGGGUGCCCCCCUCCCUGCCCUCCCCUCCUCCUUCAACUCCAGCGCCGAGGAAGCCGAGCCGGAGGCAGUGCUGAGCCGGAUAUGCAGCGACUCCCCGCAUCCCUCCUUGGCAGAGCGAGGUGACGCCGCAGCAGCCACCACGGAGAGGACACAGGACCCCCCCUUGGGCCCACCAUGCCCCUUUGAGGGGGUGGCCUGGACCCCGAGACCCCCGCAAGGCCCCCCACAGGGCUGCUUCGCCUGCAUUGCCAAGCCCCCAGCGCUCCGGCAAGCUUCGCCCGUCCUGUCUCCUUCUUCUGCCAUUUAUCUCAUGGAAAGCAAGAGCUGCAAAGGGGACAGCCUGCGGCCAGCGGUCCCAUGCAAGCACUCGGUGGAGAAGAAGACAAUGACCAAUCCCACCACUGUCAUCGAAAUCUACCCUGACACCACCGAGGUGAACGACUACUAUCUCUGGUCCAUCUUCAACUUUGUAUACCUCAACUUCUGCUGCCUCGGCUUCAUCGCCUUGGCCUAUUCAUUGAAAGUGCGGGAUAAGAAACUGCUCAAUGACUUAAAUGGAGCAGUUGAAGAUGCCAAGACAGCUCGGCUUUUUAACAUCACCAGCUCAGCCCUUGCCACCUUCUGUAUCAUCCUUAUCUUCAUCUUCCUGCGAUACCCUCUCACUGACUACUGAGUGAGGCCAACAGCAGCUGCUCCCGCCAAAAUGCCUCUACGCCAGAAGUGUCUGCAGUUUCUUGUAGCAAGGACACACAAAACAAGCCAACCACUACACCUUGAUUGCCAAAAAAAAAAAGUCAAUUAAAUACAUAAAUAAAUGUUAAAUUAUUUUAUCAGCCCAGCUGAGCAUACCUUCCUUGCCCUGAAAUGGUAUGUGAACAGCUGAAGGAAAGGGUCUCAUUCUUACACAUGUUCAGGAAGAAAAAAAGACCAAGAAAUAUUUGUUUUAUGGCCAACAAGCUGUGUGAAAAAGAGCGUGCAAAGCCCAGAGCUACGCACACUUAGUGGCAAACAGCUGAGCUCUAGGAAGCAGUGGGGUCCUGUGGAGCUGGAGACACAUACAGUGAUGGAUGGGGAUCAUGGCAGGGCUCGCUUACAACAUAUCAGGUGUGUUCAGACCGCCCCACCACCUCCAGCUUGUGGGGGUUUCUUUUCCUUUUUUUUUUCUCUUGAAUUUCAUCCGCUAGUUCAAACAACUCCCAACCCCUGGAGAGCUGAAGGUGUUAGGAAGUUUAUGCUGGGAAGCCCCAAAGCCUCCAGAGAACCCCCAAAGUGUUAAAGGGCAGGUUUCUCCUUGGGAUCUCCCAGCAGUGCUGAGAAGGAAGGCACCUUCUGGAGAACUCGCCUAAGCCACCUAAUUGGAGUGCUACUGUAUUUCUGUAAACAGUCAAUAAAAAGAUAUCUCUGA